AUCACCUUCAUCUUGUCGCAUUAUUCGACAUCUGCUUUUCUUAUCCUUUCAUCUGCUUUACUUUUCUUUCAGCUUGAACUUGACUGACUUUAACAAAUCCCACAUCGCCUACCUAGGCAACGACUACGAAACAUCCUAACAAUGUCAAAGCCAGGCGUACACCGCGUGCGCAACCUUCUCAUCAUCGGCACAGUAUUCGUAUGUGUCGUCCUUGCCGCAGUCCUCGGAGGGGUCCUCGGCUCCCGCGCAGCCAAGAACAAUACCUCGAACACCUCCUCUAACGGGUCAUCCAGCGGCGGUAGCGGGGGAAGUAAUGGAGGCAGCAACGGAGGCAGCAAUCAGCCUAGUAUAGCCGGCGUGCCUGGUCGGUUCGCAGUGGCGACGGAUACAUGGGGGCAUCCGAUCUACCCUACCGCCACCGGCACCGCACAAUACACGGCGCCUACCAUUGACCCCGCAGACGCCCUCGUCACCUGGCCCCCAGACCCCUUCCAACCCUCCAACCCCUCUCCCACCCAGGUGCGCACCGAUCGCCCACGCUUGAUCGCCCCUGCCUACAAGUGGGAAGCCCUCCCUGGCCUGAUCGCGAAAGAUGCUUACCUCGCCGGGUGGAACGCGACCAUCUUCGGGAACGCGAGUGCGUAUGCUGCUGGUCCCCUGACGAACUACUCCAUCGAUGGCUGCCUUAGCUGCUCAGGCGUGCUCGACGUCGCUCGCCAAGUGAAGGUCAAGGUCAAGUCAUGGGCAUAUGCCUACCGUAUGACGAACGACUCCACUUGGCUCGACCGCACUUGGGAGGAACUGGUGAACGCUGCCGGAAACAACAGCGCGAACUACUUCGGUGUCCAGGGGAACAACUGGAACGACGUGCAUUUCCUCGACUUGGCCGAGUUCACUGCCGCGUUCGCCAUUGCCUACGACUGGAUGUACGACGGCUGGAGCGACACCCAACGCACUGCUAUCAUGUGGAGCAUUAUUGACCUCGGCUUGUCGUACGGUAUUGCCGCAUACACAAAUGGUGACAACGGCAACUCCUGGUGGAACGCGGUGAACGGUAACUGGAACUGCGUCUGCAACUCUGGGCUCACCAUGGGUGCCCUCGCUAUCCUGGGCGACGACCCCACCGGCUCGGCCACGCAGAUGCUCGGGUAUACAGUUGACAACGCCAAAGCAAACUGUGCCCAGGCUCCUAGCUCGGACGGAACCUGGAGCGAGACCGCCAACUACUGGUACUUCGGCACUAUGGCGUUUUCAGAGAUGACAAGCUCUCUCAUGACUGCCACUGGGAGUGACCAAGGCAUGUUUGACGCCAACCCAUCGUUCAACCUUACCGGGCUGUACCAUAUGUACGUUACCGGCAUGACUUCGUUGUUCAACUAUGGUGACUGCGGCCCGAACAAGUACUCCACCAACGCCAACGGCAUGAUGCUCUUCGGCGAGCACUACAACGCACCGCGGUACAUGCUCUUCCAGCGUGACCAGUUCGACGCUGCUGAGCCCUGGUCUAUGUUUUGGUACGACCCUGCUGUCUCCGGUGCUUGGUGGGAUGACCUGCCCCUGGACCACUACUUUGACGACCCGAAGAACACGUGGGCCUCUAUGCGCUCAAGCUGGACAGACAACAACGGCCUUUACAUCGCUAUGAAAGCUGGGAACCUCACGGACCACCAGACGCAUGGUGACCUCGACUCUGGCGACUUCGUCCUCGACGCGAUGAUGCAGCGCUGGGCGGGUGAGCUUGGUUCCGGGGACUACGACGCUCUGGAUUACUUCAGCAGCGAGGGCCAGGAUUCCUAUCGUUGGAGCUACUAUCGCAAAGGCACAGAGGGGCAGAACACUGUCCUCCUCAACGACCAGAACCAGAAUGUGCUCGCCUCCCCCACAGGUAACUUCGGCUCCUCGGGUACCGUCCAGCCUGCGGCGACAGAAUUCACCCUCCCAUCGGACAGCACAGCGUUCUUCACUGCGGACCUGACGAGCACGUAUAACGGCACCUCGCUUCUGCGCGGAAUCAGGAUGCUCAACACCCGCCGCCAAGUCCUGCUGCAGGACGACAUCAACACCCAAGAGCCUUUCAUCUGGCGCAUGCACACCAACGCCACUGUCACCAUCAACAGCGCUACAUCAGUCACACUCGCCCUGGGUGGGGAGACGAUGUCUGUGGAACUCCUGAACGCAGCUUCCGGCGUUCAGUUCUCCACUAUGCAACCAGUGAGGUUUGAUACCGAUAUGCCCCUCCCCAGUGGCGCGGUCGACCAGCCCAACCCGGGCGUGACGGUGCUCACUAUCCAGCUUCCCGCAGGCCAGUACUCUUUGCAAGUGCUGUUCAACCCCGAAUGGCCGGGUAUGCAAGCGAGCGACUUUGUUACCCCUCCUUCAGUCAGCGUCAGUCAAUGGUCUCUUACCUCCCAUAACUGAGGAAUUGGGCAACUGGGCAAUUGAACAAGUUGAUUAUACACCUGGUAGCAACGGACUGGACCGGAUGUCGUGUAGCAUUUCGUACGCAAGCACUCAUUUUAUCAGAACGGACAGAGCAUACCACACCUCUAGUAGAGAUCUCAUAGUUCCUUUGUAUUCCAUUCCCCUCAAUCACACACUCUCUCACCCACGACCAACUAGGACACUGGAGCUCACACCUCCCCGCCAAACGGCUUCCCCUCGAUAGACUCGGCAUACUCUUUCACCGUCGUCCACUUCCAUUUCUCCUGCCCUGGGUUCACCCACUCAUUCGCACAGUCCUUGCUGUUGUCCAGGUCCCCCUGACCCAUAAAGAACCUCAAGCACCCAGCGGCGUUCCUAUCACCAUCAAGUGUUUCCUGCUUGAACGGUGCGAGCUCCUUCUUGCGAACUUCGAUCUCCUCCCCGAGGAUGGUGCCGAAUAUCCUCGCCACCUCGCUGUAGCUCACCGCAUCCCCACAUACGCGCAGGUACAGUGCCGCGGGCAGCUUGUCCACCUCCGCAAAUGCCUUGACCACAGUCUCUGCCGUGAGUCGGCCCACAUCCGGCAACGCGGUAUACGCAACCUUCUCGGGCCGAAGGAGCCUUCCAUGAACAGGCCUGUGUAGAUGGAGAUGACUUUCUUCUCCGUCUGCGAGGUGAGAAGGUCGAUCACGGCUUUCUUCCCAUCCCAGUCUUUUUGCUGUCUCUGGAUGUUAGCUGACAAUCUACAACACGUUAUGAAAGGACGUACACUGAAGUCCACACACCGGUGAUCCACACCAAAUUCGCUCGGGAUGAUGAUCUUUACGCUUUUCACGCCCAGGACGGCUUGCAUCAGCGGCACCUUGACCUCUUUUCCCGCCUCCUUCGUCCCUAUUGCACUGAUGAACACAUCUGCGCCCUCGACGGCGGCAGAGACGCUGGCCGGGUCGGUAUAGUCUACCAGGCGGAUCUCAGCGCCUUGGUACUCGAAGGAUUGGGCUUUCUCGGAUUUGGAGCGCGUGAGAACACGCACGGUCGGGUUUGAGGGGUGCGAUAGGAGCCCGGUGGUGAUGUAGGACCCGAGGUAGCCAGUGCCUCCAGCGACAGCGACAACAACCAUUUUGAGCAGGUAUGGGUGGUGGAUUGUAGGUGAUCAAGAGCGCCCUGCUGUUGGACAUGGCUCCCCCCAUAUAUAUAUACGGGUUUGUAUCACAUCGUGGAGGCGUAUUGCGACUCGCAGCAUGUACAACAUUCCUUGGCCUUCGGAAAAACAUUCAGGCGCAACUUAUCUCAGCUUUAUUACAACUCAUUCAC
This is a messenger RNA of Dacryopinax primogenitus, 3735 nucleotides long. RefSeq lists its product as uncharacterized. The transcript has 4 exons. The record is from RefSeq and is a predicted model, not a curated record. Lineage: Eukaryota; Fungi; Basidiomycota; Dacrymycetes; Dacrymycetales; Dacrymycetaceae. Gene Ontology annotation, molecular function: lyase activity. Bases 142 to 2418 code for a protein of 758 amino acids.